This is a messenger RNA of Angiostrongylus costaricensis, 684 nucleotides long. The record is from the annotation of a GenBank genome assembly. NCBI's taxonomy places the organism in Eukaryota, Metazoa, Nematoda, Chromadorea, Rhabditida, Metastrongylidae.
AUGGCUGUGUGUCGCCCCUUCGCUUACGGACUCCGGUCUCGAAAAGUUUGUUUCAUUCUUUUCACUCUGGCCUAUGUCUUCAAUUUCUCCAUUUAUGCACCAUGGGCUGUGAAGAAAGAGGUGCAUGAUCUCAAAAAAAUCAUAGGAGAGGUAGCAAUUCCCGAAAAUGUAUGCCCCUAUAUCGUUUGUGAUACUCGUAGAGCUGAUUGGUUUGUGAUAUACGAGGCAACACGAGAACUAAUCAGUCGAAUAUUUCCGUUCUUUCUCCUGGCUUACAUGAAUGUUAAAAUUCUUGUCACCUACAGAAACACCAAGAAUGAUCGAAUGCAAAGGCUAGCCAAUUCGCAAAAACACUUUGUCUACGAAAAGAGUGAGAAAGAGGAAAAACGAUUGUUUGUCUUACUAUUCGCCAUCAUUAUUGUUUUCUUUCUGUGUACAAUUCCUGCUGCACCUAUGACGAUACUCGUAGCCGAUAGCAAAUCGAACAACUUACCCUUUCAAAUUUUCCGGGCGGUUACCAAUCUUCUCGAAUUUACGAAAUUUGCUCUUAAUUUCUAUUUUUACUGCUUAAUUAAUCCUGAUAUACGCCAGAUUUGCGUGCACGUUAUUACAUGCAAAAAAAUUUCUAGACCACCGAGAGUCAAAGGCCAACCAACCACACCGAUUUCUUUCUAUACGAGGUAA